AUGGGGAGGAAGUGACUUGUCACUAUUUGCAAGCUUUAGAUCAUAGACUGCCUCCAUCUAGCUCCUCCACUCUAUCAGUCCCUGAAACCUGCCGUCAGCUGUCUCCUUCACGAUUAUGCGUUCAACUUCAGCCAGAUAACAUGGGAGUCCUGUUUCCAUGGCUUUGUCAUUGAAGAAGAAGAGGCCGUUUGUACAUCCGCAUCAGUCUGUGAAAAUGUGUCUGACAAAUCUGAAUAUUUUAAAUAUGGCCACUGCACAGAUCUCCUGGCCUGUCCCCAUGAGGGCUAUUGGAGCUCAGAAUCUUCUGACCAUGCCUGGAGGGGUCACCGUGUCUGGGUACCUACACAAGAAAGGGGGCAGCCAAUUCAGCUUGAUGAAAUGGCCUCUACGCUACAUUAUAAUCCACAAAGGCUGCGUCUACUAUUUCAAGACAAGUACUUCUGCUGCACCCCAAGGGGCAUUCUCCCUCAAUGGCUACAACAGGGUGAUGCGGGCAGCAGAGGAGACCACAUCCAGCAACGUAUUCCCAUUCAAGAUUGUGCACUUCAGUAAGAGACACCGUACCUGGUAUUUCUCAGCAGCCAGCGAGGACGAGAGAAGGAAAUGGAUGCGUCAUCUGAGGAAAGAGAUAGACCACUAUAACGACAAGAAAGACUACCUUGAUGCCAGUGAAUCUGAGUCUGAUGCUGAGAGUUUCUAUGGACCAAUAGAGAGCCCUCUGGAAUUCACCAGUGUCCCAGAUCACCCUGAAGAAGAUUAUAUGUCACAAGAUGAAGACAGUGAUGAGGAGGAUUAUCUUAAACCUGAUGGCUCACCAGGCCGGCCGACAGUACCACCUCCAUCUUACCCUCCACCACCUGUCCCACACCAGGAUAGAGACGUCUGCACUCCCAACCACCCUAAAGGACCUCCACCUCCAGUGCCCCCUCCACCCAACAAGACCCCCCCAUGCCCAUAUCCCAAGAAAUCCAUAGCCAUAAUGCCAGGCCCUCCUAUCCACUUAGACUCCAUAAACAAAUGCCCACCGCCACUGCCACCAAAUCCAUCCCACCCUCCCAAACCAUUCCUGAACAGGACCACAGGAGGCUCCGUCAAUCCAGCUCCCCCACCUGUAUUCCUCAAAAAGUCCAUAUCAACCCUUCCUGCAUGUGACAAGAAGCCUGCUUCCUCUGUGGUCAUCAAAAUUCCCUCCACUCUUCCCAUCUGUCACGAUCUGGAAAAGAAACUGGUUCUGAACACUGGGGAGAAACCAAGGCUGCUCAACAUGCACAACCACUCCCAAGGGAGCAAAUCAGCGGAGGAAAGAAAGCCCAACUCUUCCACACCGACAGCCAAUAAGUCUCCUCUCAUGAUACCCAAACCUCCACCACCAGGGGUUAAGCCCAAAUCCAUCCGGCCAUCUCUCCAAAGAUCGUCCCCUGAUGGCCAAAGUUUUCGAUCCUCCGUGGAGGAGAACCCCUUGAAAAGGAGAGCCAAAUUAGAGAAUGGCAAUGAAGACUCCGAUGACGAUGACUAUGAAAAUGUGCAGUUGCCUGACUCUGUCUUUGUGGACACAACAGAGACCACCGUUGUUGAAAAAUUAUUUAAAGAGGGAGCCAGUUCCCCACAGGACGGCCUCUACUGCAUCCGAAAUUCAGGAACAAAGACAUCAAAGGUGCUCGUGGUAUGGGACGUGAGUCUUAACAAGGCCAGAAACUACAGAGUCUUUGAGGAGGACUCAACAGUGUUCCUGGAGGCAGAUAUGACCUUCCCAUCUUUGGCAGCUCUGGUGGAGCACUAUUACAGCCACCCCCUGCCCAACCACGGCUCCCUGUGCUUACAGCAGCCUUACGGUUACACGCCGCCCAGGUGACAGCAUCCUCCCUCCUCCAGCAUCAUGGACUCUUUAUCCACAGCUCUGUGGCUUCAGCCCUGCAGUGCAGACACAACUGCUCCCCCUGCUGGCUGCAGCAUCUCACUACAAUUACAGUGCUUCAGCACUAUAGACAAACUAGAUUUGCCAAUGUGUUUGGGAAUACGGAUGAACGGAUAUGGACGCAUGUGAGCACCUCGGGGACAAAAAGAAGUUUGCAUAGAUGUAAAGAAAAAAACGUAGAAGCUACAGAGAUCAAUCUGAACUUCAUUCAAACUGUAC
Molecule: messenger RNA, 2134 nt
Organism: Colossoma macropomum (tambaqui)
Lineage: Eukaryota; Metazoa; Chordata; Actinopteri; Characiformes; Serrasalmidae
Gene: sh3bp2
Product: SH3-domain binding protein 2
Exons: 13
Coding region: 158-1852 (564 amino acids)
Biological process (GO): signal transduction
Molecular function (GO): SH3 domain binding
Source: RefSeq, a predicted model, not a curated record